AUGAAGGACACCCAAGUAUCUCCUCAGAAUCAUUGUCCGAGGAGCAGCAGCCGGAAUGGCAGCAUUAGCAGCACUGUUGCCUCUUCUGCUGCGUCUGCUUCGUACCACAGUGAGUCGGGGUCGGGGGCGCCUCCUGGGUCCUUGCAGUCCAUACGACUGCUGCAGGAGGUACAGGGACUCCCGGGAACUCAUGGACCGCAUGCUCGUCACAUGAUGAGUUUCUUGCAGCGCCUCUGGUGGUCCAGUGUCCGGGCUCGAUGCCAGGAGUCUCCUUGCGGGCCAGUGGACCAACAUGGAGGCUCAAAAGAGGCUGCUUGCUGCCAGAACGGAGCUCGUUCUGUCGCGCGAGCGGCUCAGCAUCAAGGAGAACGGAACUUUAGUCCCGCGCAUCCGAAGUGCCUUUCUUCAGAGCGCGGAGGAAGCAGCGACAACAGUAACGGGAGAGGCAGUGUCACUGGAAGCAGCACACCUCCCGCCCUAUCGGGGUCCACACUGGGGCAUCCGAGGAACCGUUGGUCAUGUUUUGCCCUCUCUGGAUCUAUCAGAUAUUACCAAAGGGCCCCAGGCCGCGUUGUGCGUUCGACGUCGUGCCCCGGGAGAAUGGAGUAUUCAGCAUACUUUCCAGCAGCGCAUGCAGCGAGUGGAGCAUCCGCAGGAACCAGGAGCGUCAGGGCCAGUGGUAGGAACCCACUUUUCCAGCCCUUUCACAUGGAUGGAGACACUCGCAUGCCAAUGAAGAACGGCCGGAGCAGGAAAACCCAACAUCAUGGGCAGGAAGAAGACCAGGACCACAACCCGCACAGGCGGAAAGGUACAGGACCUGCAGGAGGGGCAUGUGGAGGAGACUGCGACGAUCUUCUCCGCAAAAAGCUCUGGACCCUCGGGUCUCUCCCCGACCAUGCAAUGGUUGUGAAGGUCCCUUCCCAAGUAGGAAGGCUGUCUUCAUGCAUAUUUCCACCCUUAGGUGGCCCAAGCAUUAGGGGCACUCGAGGAGACCACGCAUCCCGGGAUAAGAACAGCCCGCCACUCUCUGGAAUCAAGCUACUGCCCGUCGUCACCCCAAAAGGAGACGAAAAUCCAAGGCGAGCCUCUGUGCACGUUGUGAUGAACGCGGAAUGUGAUGGGACACCCGACGGACAGCCCACAGGGUUCCAUGAUGGGAGGCAAAGCCAGUGGUCCGAAGGAGGUCUCCACGGGCACCUCCGACAGCCGCACCAUCGUUUACCCCCCACGGCAAGUCCCAGCUCCAACGUACGGGGGAGGCGAGAGGAAAGAGGACCUCCAGCUGACCAGGCUGCAGCUGCUCCAGGUGCGGGAUGGUGGAUCCGCUCUCCACAGGAAAGUCCGGGAGGUGCAGCUGGGACAACCGGAGUUGCAGAUGGAGCUAUGACACCUUCGCCAGCGUCUUCAACAGCAACAGCAGCCCCAUCACGGCCAAUGCUGAACAACAACCGUGGUGUUCCAGGCAAAACAGUGAUUUCAACUGUAUGUGCGUGUAGUUGGUCAGACCCACCAACCGUCAGGGCUUGCCCAAUUCAGAAGUACCUGGCUCACACACAGCACAGAGACCUUGGGGCUCUUUGCUUGGGUCCUGCGGCCAGCGCCGCUGAAGCUGAGGAAGAGCAGCUUGUGCAGUGUCUGUCGGGUUGUAGCAACUGCAGAGAAGAAACAGCGUCCGGCCACUGCGCAAUAAAUCACAAACACAGCACAAGUGGUGGAGGGUGUCACAGGGGGGCCCCUAGAUAUGUUGCGAUGAGCGACUGCCUUGGGGAGUACCCGGAAAUUCUUGUGCAGCUUCUCAGAGGCCCCUUAGCGAAGCGACACCCGGAGGUGGACUUACUUCGUUUGCAGAGGGAGGCGAAGCCGAAGCAGGACAGCGAAGAACCAGCACGCACAGACCUGUGCCUAUGGAUAGGGGCAUUCAGCAUUCCUCGAGACGACAAGCGCUACCGAGGCGGUGAAGAUGCUUGGUUCUUAGAUGCUUCGAACAACGCUUUUGGGGUGGCGGACGGCGUGUCGGAAUGGGAGGACCUGGCCGGUAUUAACCCUCAAGAAUAUGCACAAGAUUUAAUGCAAGGCACUCAAGAGGCCAUAGGCAAGAUCCAGACAGAGCAAAGGAGCAGGACGAAGCAGGCCGAGACAGAAGGCACGGGCGGAGGAGCUCAGGCAGGCACACAAACGGGAAGGCAAACUUGCAACCCAGCUGAUGUUGCGAAAGAAGCUUUAACACGAGCAUACCACAAAGCACGCAAUUUUGGAAGCAGUACAGCAAUCGUUGGAGUCCUUGACGGAGAGACUGGAAUUUUUGGCCUUGCGAACUUGGGCGACAGUAGCAGUCUGGUUCUACGUCGUCCACGCGUCCGGGGCUCUUUGGGCCAGCUAAGUCUGGUGAAGAAAGUGAAGGAGAUGCAGCAUGGAUUUAAUGUUCCUUUUCAGUUCGCGCACCUUCCGGCCCCGGAAGAGUGGGAUGAGCUUCUGCAGAGGGGCCUUACCCGACUGGUGAGCAUAGCCAAGCAGGAGUAUGACCAAGGGGAUGGAGGGCGUAUAGGCGACGAGCCAUCAGCAAUACAGUCUACUAGUGUCCCUGUUCAAGACGGCCUUGCUGUUUCCCCUCAUGAGGCACAGACGCUUCUGGGCGAUGCAUCUCUUGCGACUCCGCCCGAAGAUGUUGCUCGCGCCCUGGCCCUUGCAGCGUAUUGGCGGUCUCUUGACAGAGACGCUCAAACUCCAUUCUCAAAGGAGGCUCGCCGGUGCUGUAACAAACAGUCCCUACCUGUCCAGACACCCGAUGGCUCUACCGGGGCUCAUCAGGCCUCACCAGCGCACGCAAUGUUCUUAGCAGGGCUGCUCAGUGGCGGUAAAGAAGAUGACAUUACUGUUGCAGCAGCCUGGGUGUGCCGUAGAGACAGGUGCGUAUACACAGAAAACGACGGCAAACAGUCGUCACCACCAUACACACGCCGCGAGUCACAGGCAGGCCAGUUUCGCCGCCCGCAACAGCAGCAGUGUCAGCAAGCAUCCCAAGGGGAAGACGUAAAAGCUAAAAAGACGGGGUUGAGCAAUGGGCAGGGAAGUGGGCCCAGCUACAGCAAACCAACUGACGCAUCAACAAGUAAAUGA
Molecule: messenger RNA, 3120 nt
Organism: Eimeria necatrix
Lineage: Eukaryota; Apicomplexa; Conoidasida; Eucoccidiorida; Eimeriidae
Exons: 7
Coding region: 1-3120 (1039 amino acids)
Source: RefSeq, a predicted model, not a curated record